UCAAAGUAUAAGGGUCAAAGUAGACAACUUGCAAUUAUAAAGCAAACAAUAAGAGCCCACGGCAGCUAAUCCACAACGACCUCUUCCCUUUUCCCAUUUGUAUAAUGAAGAAACGGCGCUACAUGAUCCUUGUUCCCUUCCUCCUCGCAACCGCCGUCCAAGUGGCUUCCGCCGUGGAUUUCCUCUUCAACGGCUUCUCCUCCUCCGACGUCUCCCUCUACGGCGUGUCCACCGUUGAAUCCCGCAUCCUCACCCUCACCAACGACACCAAUCACCAAAUCGGGCGCGGCCUCUACCCCUCCCCAAUCCCCACCAAGCAACCCAAUUCCUCCCUCCCUCUCCCCUUCCACACUUCCUUCAUCUUCGCCAUGGCGCCCUACGCCGGCAAGCUCCCCGGCCACGGCAUCGUCUUUCUCCUCGUCCCCCACCUCGGAAUCGACGGUGCCACCUCAGCUCAGCACUUGGGCCUCUUCAAUUUCACCAACAACGGCGACCCCUACAACCACGUCUUCGGCGUCGAGUUCGAUGUCUUCAAGAACGACGAGUUCGGAGACAUCAACGCCAAUCACGUCGGCGUCGAUGUCAACUCCCUCGCCUCCGUACAGUCCCACGAAGCCGGAUAUUGGCCCGAGUCCGACGACGCUUCCUUCAAAACCUCCCCUCUUAACAACGGCAAGAAUUACCAGGUUUGGAUUGAUUACGUUGACGGAACCCUCAACGUAACCAUGUCCCCCCUCGGAAUUAACAGACCCAACAAACCGUUACUCACUGUUCCUCUCAAUCUCACCCCAGUUUUACUGGAUGAGAUGUAUGUUGGAUUCACCGCAUCCACCGGAGCUCUGGUUCAAAGCCACAAGAUCCUAUCUUGGAGCUUCAGCAACACCAAUUCAUCGCUGAGUGACAGCUUGAUCACUUCUGGUUUACCCAAUUUCGAGCUUCCCAAAACCCCAUUUCAUAAAACCAGAGGCUUCAUUGCAGGUUUAUCAGCUGGGCUCACAUCCAUCUUCAUUGUCUCCAUCAUUGUUGCUUUCUUGUUGAUAAAAAGGAACAGAGAGAUACAGAGGAGAAGAGCAGAAAUGGAGGAUUGGGAAUUGGAGUAUUGGCCCCAUAGAAUUAGUUACCAAGAAAUCGAAUCAGCAACCAACAAUUUCUCAGAACAAAACGUGAUCGGCCUCGGCGGAAACGGCAAGGUCUACAAAGGCACAUUACCUGGCGGCGCGGAGAUCGCGGUGAAGCGAAUCUCCCACGACAGUGGCGAAGGAAUUCGAGCGUUUCUUGCAGAAAUAUCAACACUCGGACGCCUCAAACAUAGGAAUCUGGUCGGAUUGAGAGGCUGGUGUAAGAAGGAAAAGGGCAGCCUCAUUGUCGUCUAUGAGUACAUGGAAAAUGGGAGUCUUGAUAAGUUUGUGUUUGAAAUGGCUAACCAAAGAUUAAGCUUCCAAGAAAGGAUAAGAAUUUUAAAGCAAGUCGCUUCCGGUUUACUAUACUUGCAUCAUGGAUGGGAGGCCAAGGUUCUACACAGGGACAUCAAAGCCAGCAAUGUGUUACUCGACAAAGAAAUGAACGCUAGAUUAGGCGAUUUCGGGCUAGCCCGGAUGCACGACCACGACAAGGUUGCCGGGACAACGCGCGUGGUUGGGACGGUCGGGUACUUGGCUCCCGAGGUGGUGACGAGCGGGAGAGCAUCCACUCAGACCGAUGUGUUCGGGUACGGAGUGCUGUUAUUGGAGGUGAUGUGUGGGAGAAGGCCAAUAGAGGAAGGCGCCCCGCCAUUGCUGGAUUGGGCGUGGGAGCUUCUACGGAGGGGGGAGUUGAUGAAGGCGGUUGAUGUGGCCGCAUUAAGGGGAGGAACGGAGGAGGAGGCGGAGGUAGAGAGGGUGCUUCAUGUGGGGCUGCUGUGCGCGCACCCAGACCCAAAGGCAAGGCCGAGUAUGAGGCAGGUAGUGAAGUUUUUGGAGGAGAGGGGUGAGGUUAAUGAAGCGGAGAUGGAAGAGGAUAUGCAGACGCAUCUAUUGGACAAGAUGAAGACUGAUCAGUUUUGGUCUAUGUAUCCUCAUUUUUUAACCAGUGGCUCUUCUUCAUCUUCUCAUCCAACGUUUGAAGACUUUAGGAAGGGUAUGUCCCAAAAUACUAUGUCACUCUCUUGGUCUACUACUAUUGUUGAGGCAGAUGAAGAAAUGUCUCAUAUAUAUAAGCAAUAGCGGAUCCAGGUAGCAUGUGGAUCGACUGAUCCAUCGUGAAAACUCCAUUAAAAUCCACUUUUUGGGUUGUCGUCCCGAUGGGGUUACAACCCCGCUCUAAUCCUUCGGGGUUGAGGUUUACUUCCCUUUUCAUCCGCCAUCACUGCCUUUGUCUUCAGACGCUGGAAACUACUUUCUUCCCUUUGUUUGAUCCUACUAGAUUUGUGUAGUGCAUUAAUUAUUGUAUAUAAGAUUUAUGGAUAUAUAUGCAUGGAUUGUUCUCAUUACAA
Molecule: messenger RNA, 2470 nt
Organism: Salvia splendens (bonfire salvia)
Lineage: Eukaryota; Viridiplantae; Streptophyta; Magnoliopsida; Lamiales; Lamiaceae
Product: L-type lectin-domain containing receptor kinase VII.1
Exons: 2
Coding region: 105-2201 (698 amino acids)
Biological process (GO): protein phosphorylation
Molecular function (GO): carbohydrate binding; protein kinase activity; ATP binding
Source: RefSeq, a predicted model, not a curated record